Molecule: messenger RNA, 460 nt
Organism: Cariama cristata (Red-legged seriema)
Lineage: Eukaryota; Metazoa; Chordata; Aves; Cariamiformes; Cariamidae
Gene: MRPL27
Product: mitochondrial ribosomal protein L27
Exons: 3
Biological process (GO): translation
Cellular component (GO): mitochondrial large ribosomal subunit; ribosome
Molecular function (GO): structural constituent of ribosome
Source: RefSeq, a predicted model, not a curated record
CUGACGUUGUUGUUCUUGCUUUGAACCUAGUUCUAACUACUCCCCAAACAAGCCUGGUGGCUGUCAGAUGUGCUUCGAAGAAAUCUGGGGGCAGCUCAAAAAAUUUAGGUGGCCGCAGCCCUGGGAAGCGCUACGGAUUCAAAAAAGUAGAAGGUGCAUUUGUGCAUGCAGGCAACACUUUGGCUACGCAGCGGUUGAUACGCUGGCAUCCAGGGGCUCACGUGGGGAUGGGCCGUAACAAUACACUCUACGCCCUGGAGGAUGGGAUUGUGAGAUACACCAAAGAGGUCUACAUACCUCUGCCCCGCAGCAGCGAGAGCAGGGAAGUGAUCUGUUGUCUACCGAAAGGAGCGAUUCUUUAUAAAACCUUUAUCAAUGUUGUCCCUACCACAGAAGUAGGAAGCUUUAAACUGGUCACCAUGCUCUGAGCCUCCUGCAUCACGUAGGGAUGGAUGGGAAG